CAGAAGCCCAGAGCAGAGUCACCUACAACCAGCCUGCUAUCAAUGAAGAGUGAUCAGCCACCUGCUUUCAGCCAGGAACCAUUACCAGAUGACAAUAAGGAAGUGGAGAGUUUGGACAGUGAGGAUGUAUUAAAGAUCACACACAACCUUCUGGACAGAAGAAGUCAAACUCUGCUGACAGUCCAACAAGAGAUUAAGGCUAAACUGAAACACAAGUAUCAACACAUAUCUGAAGGAAUUGGACACCAUGGAAACCAAAGUCUGUUCAAGGACAUCUACACAGAGCUCUACAUCACAGAGGGUGGAAGUGGAGGGCUCAAUAAUGAACAUGAGGUUAGACAGAUAGAGAUGGCAUCCAAGAAACAAACCACACAAGAGACACCAAUCAAAUGCAACGACAUCUUCAAGCCUUUACCUGGACAAGACAAACCUAUCAGAACUGUGCUGACCAAAGGAAUCGCUGGUGUUGGAAAAACAGUCUCUGUGCAGAAGGUCAUCCUUGACUGGGCAGAGGGGAAAGCAAAUCAGGACGUUAAUUUCAUGUUUCCUCUUCCUUUCCGUGAUCUGAACCUGAAAAAGGACCAAUACAGUCUGAUGCAACUUCUUUCCCACUACUUCUCAGAGCUGAAAGAGAUUGACAGCAUUGAAGAUGGUGAAACCAAAACUGUUUUCAUUUUUGAUGGUCUGGAUGAGUGUCGACUUCCUCUAGACUUCAAAAACAAUGAGGAGUGCUGUGAUGUCACGAAGCCAACCUCAGUGGACGUGCUGCUGACAAACCUCAUCAAGGGGAAUCUGCUUCCCUCUGCUCUCCUCUGGAUAACCACACGGCCUGCAGCUGCCAAUCAGAUCCCUCCUGAGUGUGUUGACCAGGUGACAGAGGUACGAGGGUUCAAUGAUCCACAGAAGGAGGAAUACUUAAGGAAGAAAAUCAAAGAUCAGAAUCUGGCCAGUGAAAUCAUCAAACACAUGAAGACGUCAAGGAGCCUCCACAUCAUGUGCCACAUACCAGUCUUCUGUUGGAUAUCAGCCACUGUCUUUGAGAUGAUGCUGAAAGAGACAGAGAAGGAUGAAGUCCCCAAAACUCUGACCCAGAUGUACUCACACUUCAUGCUCAUCCAAAUCAUUGUGAAGAACAGAAAGUACAACAAAGCCACAGAGACGAACCCAAAGGAACUGUCUCAGUCAGACAAAGAGAUGAUCCUUAAACUGGCCAAGCUGGCUUUCCAACAGCUGCAGAAGGGCAACCUGAUCUUCUAUGAGGAGGACCUGAGAGAGUGUGGCCUUGACGUCACAGAGGCAUCAGAGUACUCAGCAUUGUGUACAGAGAUCUUUAAAGAAGAAUCUGGGCUGUACCAAGACAAGGUCUACAGCUUUGUGCAUCUGAGCAUUCAGGAGUUUCUAGCAGCAGUGCAUGCUUUAGAAUCAUGUCUGGGCAAGAAGGAAAAUGUUUUCUCCACCAAAGCAGUCACUAAGGGCCAAGAUUAUUAUGAAAACAGCCGAUUCAAAUUCUGGUCAUACAAGUUGAAGCCUGACAAGUUGACGUCAAUCGAUGAUAACGAUUACGAUGAUUCCGAUGAAGACAAAAAGGAUGACAAUGAUGAAGAGGAGUCAAUCCAGUUGUCUGAUUUACACAGGAGAGCAGUGGACCAGGCCUUGAAGAGUGAGAAUGGACACCUGGACCUGUUCCUCUGCUUCCUUCUGGGUCUCUCACUGGCAUCCAAUCAGAAUCUGUUACGAGGCCUUCUGACACAGACAAAAAGAACAACACAGACCAAUGAGAGAACAGUUGAGAGAACAGUCAGGUACAUUUCAGACAAGAUCAAGGAGGAAUCCUCACCAGAAAGGAUCAUCAACUUGUUCCACUGUCUGAAUGAACUUGGUUCCAACUCUCUUGUUGAAGACAUGCAGACCUCCCUGCAUUCAGGAACUCUUUCAGAAACAAGACUAAAACCUGACCAAUGUUCAGCCCUGGCCUACCUGUUACUGAUGUCAGAGGAGGUUCUGGAGAAGUUUAAACUGAAGAGAUACAACACAUCAGAGAAAGGUUAUCAGAGGUUAAUGCCGGUAGUGAAAACCUGCAAGAGAGCACUACUGGAUCACUGUGAACUCACAUAUGAAUCCUGUGAGACUCUGGCCUCAGCUCUGCAGACACCAAACUCUCCCCUGAGAGAACUGGACCUCAGCUACAAUGACCUGGGAGACAGAGGAGUGGAGCUGCUCUGUGUUGGACUAACCAGUCCCCUCUGCAACAUACAGACACUAGUUCUUGGUCAGUGUGGUCUGACAGAGGGUUGCUGUUCAGAUCUGGCCUCAGUCCUGAGUUCACCCAACUCACAACUGAAACAACUGGAGCUGAGAGACAAUGACCUGCAGGACUCAGGAGUUACACUGCUGUCUGCUGGACUGGAGGAUCCAGACUGUAAACUACACACACUGGGGCUGUCUGGCUGUCUGGUCACAGAGGAGGGCUGUGCUGCUCUGUCUUCAGCUCUGAGGUCAAACCUCUCCCACCUGAAAGAGCUGGACCUGAGCUACAAUCACCCAGGAGACUCUGCAGGGGGACUGCUUUCAGCUGCUCUGAUGGAUCCCACAUAUAAACUGAUGAAGCUGAAGUAA
Messenger RNA from Oncorhynchus masou masou (cherry salmon), 2616 nucleotides. RefSeq names its product NACHT, LRR and PYD domains-containing protein 3-like. Gene Ontology annotation, biological process: intracellular signal transduction. The transcript has 5 exons. NCBI's taxonomy places the organism in Eukaryota, Metazoa, Chordata, Actinopteri, Salmoniformes, Salmonidae. Bases 43 to 2616 code for a protein of 857 amino acids. The record is from RefSeq and is a predicted model, not a curated record. Gene Ontology annotation, molecular function: protein binding.